Molecule: messenger RNA, 1686 nt
Organism: Mytilus trossulus (common blue mussel)
Lineage: Eukaryota; Metazoa; Mollusca; Bivalvia; Mytilida; Mytilidae
Exons: 1
Coding region: 1-1686 (561 amino acids)
Source: RefSeq, a predicted model, not a curated record
AUGGAUCAUGCCACUCAUGUUCCGUGUGGUCCUUGUGCGUUUAAGAAUGUUAGACGAAAAUCUGUCGUAUGGUGCCCCUCAUGUGGCGAAGGACUAUGUGAGAGCUGUUUACACCACCACAAGGCUUCUGCUGCUUCCAGAAAACACAAAGUUGUCGUGAAAGAUUUACAACGAGUACCGUCUGUUUUGUUUUCUAUGAGACAAACUUGUUCUGAUCAUGGUCUCACCUUUGACAUGUACUGUGAUAUUCAUGAAAUUCCUCUUUGCAGUAAAUGCAUUGCAGAUCAUAAAAAGUGCUUACGGAUGUUACCUAUUUCGUAUGUGUCAAGAAAUUCGAAGUUUUCAACAAAGCUUUGGGAUAUUGAACAUGGCAUAGCGCACGUGUUGGGGAACAUAGAAGAAAUUAUCAGAAAGAAGGAAGAUAACCUGGAGUCUAUCGGAGAAGAAAAGUCAAACAUUGAAACUGAAAUUACAAAACUUCGAGAAAAAAUUAAUGGCUAUCUUGACAAUCUUCAGGAUAAAGUUUUGAAUGACAUCUCUGUAAUUUAUUCAAGAUGUUCCAUGGAUACUGAAAACUUUUUAAGUAAAAUUGAAUCAAGAAAACGGAAUAUUGAAUCUAUUGCUCAAAAUAUCACAUGUAUACGUGAAUAUGCCUCCGACUUACAAACAUUUUUACUCACGCAAAAGUUGGAGUUAGAUUUUGCAAAAGAACAGGAAAGUUUUGUAUCUGAUUUAUCAGAUGCCGAUUUAGAAGAAAUUGAUAUCCACGUAUCUUUCAAUUCUAAUAUAUUUUCUACUCUUACUGCCAUAACCAGCUUAGCUGAUAUAGAUGUUAUAAGGUACCAGUCUACCAUGUCAAAGUUGAAAAAAGACAUCCAGGAUGAGUGUACCGAUGCCAAUAGGAGUCCUCUGGCCAACAUCCGGUUACUGUCUAGAACACCUAUUGUAACACCACGUGAUCCACAGCUGAAAUUUCUAAGAAACUGCGUGAUCCUCGAGAACAAAGAAAUACUUUUUACGGACGAUUCGGAAAACAGAAGAUUGGUUUGGUUCAAUGCGGAUGGUUCUCAUAAAAGAAAUAUAGAAAUGAGAUCGGAACCAUAUGAUUUAGUCAACCACGAAAGUAAUAAGGUAGCAGUAACAGUACCAAGAGAGAAAGCCAUUUUUAUGUUUGACUUAUCUAAGAAUAAAAUGGCUGGAAAAAUCGUUACAAAAAACUUUUGUUAUGGGCUUUGCUUUUGUGACAACAAAUUUGUGGUUUCAGUUUUAGACCAAGGAAUUCAAACCCUUGAUGUCUAUGGAAAAAUUCUACAAACGGUGCCGAUGAAUGUAGAAAAAAUCUGCAACAUUCAUACCAGCCAGGACAAACUUUAUUAUUCUGAGUAUGAUUCCAGUACGGUCACGUGUUCUGAUCUAUACGGUAAUUGUAUCUGGAAGUUUCGCCAUAAAGAUUUCACUGGUCCAUUAUCCAUUUGCACUGACAUUUGUGGUAAUGUAUAUUCUGUUGGAUAUGACACAGACAAUUUAAUUGCCAUAUCACCAGACGGUAAAAACUGCGUCUUCCUUCUCCAAGAAAAAGACAAAUUAUUUGGACCAACUGGACUAUAUUUUCAUAAGAAAACUAAACAAUUAAUAGUGUGUAGCAGAUUUGACGGACUGGCUAAUAUGUAUGAUUUAGUCACAUAG